Drosophila ficusphila is the source of this 843-nucleotide messenger RNA. It is a transcript of the gene apn, whose product is annotated as protein apnoia. NCBI's taxonomy places the organism in Eukaryota, Metazoa, Arthropoda, Insecta, Diptera, Drosophilidae. The record is from RefSeq and is a predicted model, not a curated record. The transcript is spliced from 2 exons. Bases 93 to 506 code for a protein of 137 amino acids.
UCCAUUCAAUUGUUAGCCAGUGCCGGAGUCGAGCAGUGCAGUGUCAAACGGAUUACCAGAUACUCACCCCCAAGGAAUCAAAUCAAAUCGAAAUGGCCGCCAACCAAAAGAUUGUUUUUGCCCUCGUGUGCCUCGUUUUGGCCUGUGAUUUGGUGAUGGGUCAGCAGCAGGCGGCCAACAGCUCCGAUGCGGCCACGGAUGUGGAGGAAAGCCGUACUUUUGGCCAUCACUUCCUGCGUCGCAUCAGCUUCGCCUUGGUGCCCGGCGCCUUCGUAGUGGGUGUGAUUACCACCCUCCUGGCGGCCUUGACCGUGGUCUCCAUCAAGGGAUUGGGCGUGGGAGUCAUCCUGCUGGUGCUGGCUAUCGGCCAGAUGCUCUCCCGUGCGCUUCCCGUCCAGGCAGCCGCUGCCUACGCUGCUGCUCCCGUUCCCGUCCAGGCUCCAGUGCCCGUGGUCUACUCCCAUUCGCACACCCAGCAGCCCGUCUGGUUGGAGAAGGAGUGGUAAUAAGAUCAAUCGAUUAAGAAAGGAUUUUACGAUGAAAGAGGGAUAACGGCGAGCUGGUAGCAGGCCAGGAUUCAAAUUUACCUCAGCCUCAGCGAGCAUGCAACCAAAUAAUAAUUUAAGUCUAGUUUAAAUUAUUUAUUUAACUUAUUUAUUUAUUACAAGUCAAGGAUGGCAAAGUCAAUCAGCAGAGAAUCUUUGUUGUAGAAUAAUAAUGAAGAUUAGUCUGCUGAAUGAAAAGAACAAUCUAAAUCAACAAACUUUCAUCAACAGAUUGUUGAUCUUAGUAAGAAUUUCCAAUGAAAAAGGUUUUACAAAAAAUAAAAGCAUUGAAAAAAUA